CAUUCAUGUGUAAGCAAUAUACUGAAGAUUGUUAUGUCGUGCCUGCUGAUACUGUAAAUGAAUACUGUUAAAAGUGAGACCAAGAACAAAAUAAAAUAUCAACAUCAAGUGUAACUGUCACCAUCUUACCCUGUACACCACAUCCGGAGAGAAGUAAACAUUUUGAUGGGACAGGGUCGAUAUCGGCCCGGAGUUCGGGAAAUUCGGCAAGCUGGAACUCAUGGAAUUGGAGAAUAUAGUUGCGAACACCGUUUACUUAAAAGCAAGAGAAGGGGGUGCAGAUAGUAACAAAGGAAAAAGUAAGAAAUGGAGAAAAAUUCUUCAGUUUCCUCACAUAUCACAGUGCAUUGAUUUGAAAAACAAAAUAGAUGCACGCUAUUCUUACGUUGUAGAUCAUCAACCAAUUGGUCGAUUACUCUUUCGGCAGUUCUGUGAAAAUGAGAAGCAACAAUACCACCAUUACAAUGCUUUUCUUGAUGCUGUUGAAAGAUACGAGUUGGAAUCUGAUGAAAAGCGUAUGGAGGUUGCGCAAACUAUCUAUGGCAGAUAUUUAAAUCAAGAGUCAAGUGAAGCUGUAGAUAUUCUGAACAGUGAACUCACUGAGCAUUGCAAGGAGAAACUGGCAGCUGGUAAUAAGGACCUGUUUUUAGAAUGUACAAAUGCUGUAAAAACCUUUCUUGCUGGAGACCCAUUUCGCCAGUUUGAAUGUUCCAUGUACUUCCAUCGUUACUUGCAGUGGAAGUGGCUGGAAAGCCAGCCAAUCACAUAUAAAACAUUCAGAAUGUACAGAGUUUUAGGAAAAGGCGGUUUUGGUGAAGUGUGUGCUUGCCAGGUGAGAGCAACAGGAAAAAUGUAUGCCUGUAAGAAAUUAGAGAAAAAACGAAUUAAAAAAAGAAAAGGAGAAGCCAUGGUUUUAACUGAAAAACAAAUACUCCAGAAAAUAAAUUCAAAGUUUGUGGUGAGUCUCGCUUAUGCUUAUGAGACUAAGGAUGCUCUGUGCCUUGUUCUGACAAUCAUGAAUGGUGGUGAUCUUAAAUUCCAUAUUUACAAUAUGGGUGGUGAGCCUGGUUUUGAUAUUCAUAGGGCUAGAUUUUAUGCAGCAGAGGUGUUGUGUGGGUUGGAACACUUGCAUGCACAAGGAAUUGUGUACAGAGAUUGCAAACCUGAGAACAUUUUGCUGGAUGACCAUGGACAUGUGCGUAUAUCAGAUCUGGGUUUGGCAGUUGAAAUUCCAGAGGGAGAGAUGGUCCGCGGCAGAGUGGGAACUGUUGGUUAUAUGGCUCCUGAGGUUAUUGAUAAUGAAAGGUACACAUUCAGCCCUGACUGGUUUAGUUUUGGUUGUUUGAUAUAUGAAAUGAUUGAAGGUCAAGCUCCUUUCCGAGCAAGGAAAGAAAAGGUUAAGCGAGAGGAAGUGGACCGUAGAGUCAAAGAAGAUCAGGAAAAAUACUCCCAUAAAUUUAGUGAAGAGGCAAAGUCACUUUGUCAGCGGCUUUUGAAGAAGUCACCAAAAGCACGUUUAGGAUGUCACAAUGGGAGGAUGGGAGCAUUGGAAGUUAAACAGCACGAGUUCUUCAGGUGUUUGAAUUGGAAGCGACUUGAAGCGGGAGUAUAUGAGCCUCCAUUUGUUCCAGAUCCACACGCCGUAUACGCCAAGGAUGUCCUGGAUAUUGAGCAGUUCUCAACCGUGAAAGGCGUCAAUUUAGAUGCCUCGGAUGACACGUUUUAUAGCAAGUUCAACACUGGUUCUGUGUCAAUACCGUGGCAGAAUGAGAUGAUUGAGACAGAAUGCUUCAAGGAACUAAAUGUAUUUGGUCCAGACAACACUCCAACUCCAGACCUAAUCAUUGAUGCUUUACCAGAACCUGAUAAAAAGGGGUGCUUUCCUUUUAGGAGAAAGAAGAAGCAGUCUGCUCGCACGCGGCCAGUGACUGUGGUAGAUCAGACAGCUGCUGUGCCAACAGAAGAAGUCAGAAGCUGAUGACUGUUGAGCAAUAGUUGUGCAUCAGCAGGGCAGCUGUAGAUUUCUUACCUAUGUUCAGACUGAAGAAUAUGUCUGCAGUACCUGUUAAUAGUGGCAUAUGAGAUGUGUUAUCUCUUGGCCGGUUUACAGUUCAUGUAGCUUUUAUACAUGUUAAGAACACCAGCAUUACUCUAUUAUUGAUUGCUCAUGAGCAGUGAUGUUAGGGCUUGAGAUUUGACUCUGUUACUGUUCUUAUGGUGUGACAUUUCACCAAGAUUUUAUAGACGAGUUUUGAUUAUAAUGUUGUUUCUGUGUGCCAUAACAUUCAUGUUUGAGAGUUAGAUUGUAAAUGUAAAAUUAGCCAUACUUUUUAUGAAUAUGUAAAAUGAGAUUCAAUAAUGCAGAGGUAUUUCUUACAAUGCUUUAAAACAACUUGUGCCAACUUUGGUGACAUUUACAUUUCUCUGCACCCUGUUAUAUUACUGCUGUGACUCACUGAGGUCUGUUUCAUCACUUUGAGUUACUUUUUAGAUUUCAGGUUUAGACAAAAUGUGCUCUGCUAAAUGCAGAGUUGUGAAACAUUAUUUUGCUGUUAGAAUGAACUAUUCACCCUUUGGACAACAUGAAACAAAACUUUUUGAAUUUGUUGCAGUAAUAUUGUAUAUUUUGUUAACAGAUUUCAAUGAGACACAGUUUUGCUGUAAGUGUUGAAUUAAAUGCUGCUAAGGGAAGAAAAAUCAUAAGUGCAAAUGGACAACUUUGAAUGAUCCUUUGGACAACAUGAAACAAAACUUUUUUUGAAUUUGUUGCAGUAAUAUUGUAUAUUUUGUUAACAGAUUUCAAUGAGACACAGUUUUGCUGUAAGUGUUGAAUUAAAUGCUGCUAAGGGAAGAAAAAUCAUAAGUGCAAAUGGACAACUUUGAAUGAUAGCCUUAAGACUAGUGGAUUACAGUCAAAAACAUUAGGAUUCAUUUUCCUCAUUGGAUGAGAAACACCAGAGAGACAUCCAUUUUUUAUCUACCUUUUAAAAGAGCAUUUAUACUUUUUGUUGUAUUAUCAGAAUCCAAGUAAAAUGUUAAUACUUUGGAGGUCAUUGUAUAGUGAUGCAUAGAAAUGAUAUUAAAGCAUAUUGCGAGGGAGUGACUGAAUUAGUGUGUAUGUUUGAAAAUUAAAGUUUGUGUAGUGUGUACAAAUAAGACAGAGAGAAUCUGUACUGAUGUAAAUGUGUUCCUUAGAGUCUGUGUCUCGAAUGAAAUUGUUUGAUUGUUUCAUUUCAUAGAGAAAGACUGCUCGUAUGAAAUGUGAGCCGUGUAGGCUUAUUUUGUAAUGUAGCCAUCUAUACAGUACAUAUUGCAUAUAAUCAAUAUUUGGUUAAAUGUCAAUUGAAUUAGGUGAAAUGCACAACAAAACUUUAUAUAGUGCCAAUGUCAUUCAUUACAGUAGGUAUUUAUAAAUUUAAAAUAAUACUGAUUCCUCACUUUGAAAACUUUUUUAGUUGAGUUUUGUCUAUUCUUAUUCAUUUUGUUCAGUAGCAUUUAUUUGCUGUAUUACAGGAUACUUUACAAGCCCCAUAGAAACUUAAUGUUUCAUAUGUUUCAAUUCUCUUUAAAUGUAAUAUGGAUUACAUUAUUUCAUUACAGUUUACUUUACUGUUUUGAGGGUCUUCCCCAUUUUUUACAGAAUUUCCUCCAGUUUUGGUUUACACGGGUUAAAAAGCACAAAGCUGUGUUGUCGCAUGGUCUUAAAUAACUAAGUCAACAGGCACUUAGAAAACAUUAAUGUAAUGGGGAACUCUGUGGGCUACAAAGCGUAUUACUUAAGAUUUCUAUACUCUAUAAUUUAAGGCUCAACGUUUGGCUGACAUUAUUUAAAAACACUUCCUGUUUUUGAGAGGAGCUGUAUUGUCAUUUGUGUGUGUUGCUGUUUUCUGAUUUGCUUGCUUUUUUUUAUAUAGUAGUGUCUUUAGUUAAUAACUUGAGCACAUGCAAGUAAUUUUAAGCAACGAGAACUUGAAGAGACCUAGUAAAUGUAAAAGGCUGAAGCCAUGAGCAGACAUAAUGGCCAGAAGCUCAGUAUAGUGAAAACCAGAACUUGAUGUAGUGUAAUUCCUCAUUUGUCUCUCUUGUUUUUAUGAUGCAUCAUGUAUAAAUUAUGUAGUCCAGCCAUAAGUAAGAUUAUUAUUGCACACACUAAAAAGAUUGAAUCUGAGCCCUUUCAUUUCUAAAUAUGAUUGAACUGUACAGUUAUUACAUCAGUUGUGCUAAAUUUUUCUGCAAAGCAACAUUUACCCAAAACAGUAAACAAAAUAAGAGGGAUUGCUGUAUCCUCAUUCCUAUGUGUUACUCAGGAAAGCUUUCUGCUGAUGCCAGUCUUAGUAGUUUAUGUUCCUCAUAUAUGUUGCUAGUUAUCACAGUUUAGUGGCAGAUAUGUGUAAUAUUAACUGAUGUUGUUUAUAGGUAUUUAUUGAAAACAGUAUCAUGCAUAUUAUUUAGCUUGUCUAACUUUUUCCUUGUGUUUAUAUUUACAUCAUAUCAUUUUGUCUGUUAUCUGUGAAAACUUAUAAUGGUUUGCAAUUAUUUUAUUACCGAGAAUUUGAUGCUGUAGAUACUACACAAAUAUAUGUUUGUAAUUUGUACGGAUUGCACAUUUCAUCCCUGUUAUGGGCCACCAAAUAUGAGACAUAAAUCUUCGUUUCA
Molecule: messenger RNA, 4656 nt
Organism: Schistocerca nitens (vagrant locust)
Lineage: Eukaryota; Metazoa; Arthropoda; Insecta; Orthoptera; Acrididae
Gene: Gprk2
Product: G protein-coupled receptor kinase 2
Exons: 14
Coding region: 221-1978 (585 amino acids)
Biological process (GO): signal transduction; protein phosphorylation; regulation of signal transduction
Cellular component (GO): cytoplasm
Molecular function (GO): ATP binding; G protein-coupled receptor kinase activity
Source: RefSeq, a predicted model, not a curated record